CGUUUUAAUUUUUAGGAGGGGUGUUCUAUUACUUCACGUCCACAUCGAUGGACAGCACGGACGCGUAAUAUCCAGAAACAUCCGAUCAAGAAUAUAUCACAAUGAAUACAUCGAUGCAAAAUAAGAAAUAUUUCAUUUAAUAACACAGUUACACGUUCCUCCAGGCUCCACCUAUCUAAACUGUCCUGACUGAGGAGGAGUGAGUGCCUCCUGAAUCUAUUCGCAGCUGCUCCGUCGCUACCACGAUCCACUCCAGUCCGGAUUUGGCAAGGAAGGAAACAGCUGCUGUAACGUAUUAGCAAAUUCAAGAGAGAAGAUACAGGCAACAGCAGCAGCAGUGGAAUAUGAGGGGUGUAAAGGAGUCACUGGGGCAGUUUUGGAGAGCGCUGAGGCAGCCGUAGAGGAUCAUGGCCGAGGACUAUUGGGAGCGCGCGGCGGCUUUGGGAUCAUAUUAUUACUGCUGUUAAGAUUACACGAGCAACGCACACUCCUACACACACACACACAAGGGAUCUCAAGUCCACGGGGCGUUUAAACAGUGGCAGCCCCACCACCCCCCUCAUCUCGGCCCCCCUUGCCCCCAAUAAUGGACCGUAUGAGGAAGAUCAAAAGGCAGCUGUCCCUGACGCUGCGGGGGGGUAACAGCGGGGAUAAGAACAUGAACGAGACCAUCGGCACUCAGGACACGGGAGCACACAGCGAUUCGGAGGCCAUGCCAGUUGGCGGCAGUCUGCGGGGUUCAGUGAGAGGUUCGGGGGGUUCCUUCAGCAUGCACUCCCUCCUGCAGUCGUACAGCAGCGCCCUGCGCAGACCACGCAGCCUGGGCCGCAGUCUCAGCUCCUAUCUCAACCACACCACGCGCCUCGAGAUUGUCCAUGAGGAUGUUAAGAUGGGUUCAGACGGAGAGAGCGAUCAAGCUUCGGCCACGUCCUCCGAUGAGGUGCACAGCCCCGUUCGAGUUCGACUGAGAAACAACCCCGGUCGCAAAAUAUCCACAGAGGACAUUAACAAGCGUCUUUCUCUGCCUGCCGAUAUCCGGCUUCCUGAUGGCUACCUAGAGAAAUUCAGCCUCAACAGUCCACUGUUUGACAAACCGCUCAGCCGAAGAUUACGAAGAGUAUCUCUGUCUGAGAUUGGAUUUGGGAAGUUAGAGACAUACGUAAAACUGGAUAAACUGGGAGAGGGCACUUAUGCUACGGUUUAUAAAGGGCGCAGUAAAUUGACGGAUAACUUGGUGGCUCUUAAGGAGAUCCGAUUGGAGCACGAGGAAGGAGCGCCAUGCACCGCCAUCAGAGAAGUGUCUCUUCUGAAGGACCUGAAACAUGCCAACAUUGUGACUCUUCAUGACAUCAUUCACACUCAAAAGUCUCUGACGCUGGUGUUUGAGUACCUGGAUAAAGACCUGAAGCAGUAUCUAGACGACUGUGGAAACUGCAUUCAUAUGCACAAUGUCAAGCUCUUCCUGUUUCAGCUGUUGCGAGGUCUAAACUAUUGUCACAGACGUAAAGUCCUUCACCGAGACCUCAAGCCCCAAAAUCUCCUGAUCAAUGAUCGCGGGGAGCUGAAACUGGCCGACUUUGGUCUGGCACGAGCAAAGUCGAUUCCCACGAAGACUUACUCCAAUGAAGUGGUGACCCUCUGGUACCGACCCCCUGACAUCUUAUUGGGCAGCACAGAUUAUUCCACUCAGAUUGACAUGUGGGGUGUUGGCUGCAUCUUCUACGAGAUGUCUACGGGUCGGCCUUUGUUCCCAGGAUCCACAGUUGAGGAGGAGUUGCACUUUAUCUUCAAACUGCUCGGUACACCCACAGAGGAGACCUGGCCUGGAAUAACCUCCAAUGAGGAAUUCAUCUCCUAUAACUACCCCCGAUACCGCGCCGACUGUCUCCAUAACCACACUCCACGAUUGGAUAACGAUGGAGUUGAACUUCUUUCUAAACUGCUGCAGUUCGAGGGGAAGAAACGGAUGUCGGCGGAUGAAGCCAUGAGACACCCGUACUUCCACUGCCUGGGCGAGAGAGUUCUCACACUGCCAGACACUACAUCAAUAUUUGCACUUCAAGAUAUUCAGCUGGAAAGGGAGCCGGGCAUGAGGACGAACUCUCUGUCAGAAUCAGUCAACAGCAUAUCUCAGCGACAGAGCCUGCUCUUCUGAGGACACGGGACAGAUAAGAGCAAGAAGACUGAAGACGUGAUGUUGAAGAUGAAGGGAUGUUUUUUUUUUUCAUUUCACUGACUGAGUCAUUGCUAGUCCUGUGGCAUUAUAUGUAUGGAAGGGGUCACUGUAGCUGUUUACAAAGAGAGGCUGACUACAAAGUCAUGUUUUUUUUGUCGAUUGUGAACUUUUUUUGCACCCCUGUGUACAUUACAAACAUGUUUGCUGUACCCUCUCAACCACUGUAUGUAACCAAUCAGACGCCGAGUCCUGUUGAAUAUCGGAUGACUUGUGAAGGUUUCCAGUGCAUAGCUUCUUCUUCCAUUGACUGAAACGAAUCAAUGCGUUUUUGUAAUACUUUUCAAUUGUAAUGUGUGUAAAAGGAAGGUCAGUUUAUGAAGGAUUCUGCAUGAAUAUCAGACCACAAUAAGCCAAGUUAAUAUAAGUGAUAGAUUAUCACUGUAGUCUUCCAUGUAAUCAGCCCUCCUAUCCAAAAACCUAAGGUUUAGUACUAUGCCAACACAGUUAUUGUGUGAUCAUCAUCAUCAUCAGUCAUCAUUUAUGUUCAUCAAAAGAUUGAAAUGAUACUGUAUGUCAGUCUUGCUUCAAUGUUGUGUUUGACUUUUGUUUGCGGAGUCAUUUCACUUAUAAUUGUUGUUUACUUGUGUUUUUUUUUGCCAUGCAAUACAUUUUGAUAAUCUUGAUGGUCACCAAAGACCCCAUGUUUCCUCUCCCAUCUGGUUUAACAUGGUUUGAGCUUCCAUAUCCAUCAACGUGUUCAAUAUAAACCCAAUGAAGAAUCAGCCACACUGUGUCGAGGGCGAACGUUGGCAAGGAUUUCUCCGAUGGUUCCUGCAGACACCUGGUCCAUGCCAUUUUGAUAAUUCUUCCAUUACCACAGCACUUAGGCUGUCACUCGGGGUGAAAACUGAUCUGGGUUCAGUCGGUGAGAUGAGGCCGAGGAUUGUGUGGAGAACGGGUGGACUUGUAUAGAGCUCGACUUUCUGUCACUUUGCCGAACAGCUGAGCGUGGUACCGCAUCUCUGGCCGGUUGUUCAUACAGGAUUUAGUGCGCGUCGGUGUCGUGUAACACUACGAAUUUAACACAUUAGGUUUCUCUGGAUGUACAAACCAAGGCACAAUAUCAGUCUACAGUCCAGCAAAGUGAUUUUGCGUGAAUCUCAUGACACCUGUCAAGAAUAUGUCUGGGUCAAAUUACAUCUCAAAUCAAAAUGAAGAAGAAAGAUGUUUGCAAAAAGACAAUAAAACACUUUUACCACCAUUUAGAUAUUACAGAGCCCCUAAGGUGAAAUCUUCAUGUGCAGAAUUUUUUUUAAAGUUCAGUUUCGCGUGCGCACGUGAAACUUUCGCUUUCUUGUACGCACGUGAUAGUUUCACGUGCACACGCGAAACUAAACUUAAAAAAAAAACGUGAAACCUGCGCGUGCGCGAAACUAAACGCAAUUAAAAAAAAAUUCUCUUUUGUUCCCUUAGGGGCUCUGUAGGAUGUUUUGCAAUUAGCAUGUGUUUUUCUUUCUUUAUUGAUUAAAGGUAAUCUUAUUUCUACACUGCAAAAAAUGAUUUUCAAGAAAAAUAUUCUUAGUUUUUUUUCUUGUUUUUAGUAAAAAUAUCAAAAAAUUCUUAAAUUAAGAUGCUUUUUCUUGAUGAGCAAAAAAACAAGAACAAAGUCUAGUUUUUAGACCAAAAAUAUCAAAUUUAAGUGAUUUUUAAAAAAUCUGCCAUUGGGUAAGCAAAAAAAUCUUGAACAUUUUUCUUAAACACUAAACUCAAGAAACAUUACCUUACCCCAUUGGCAGAUUUGUUUGCUUGUUUUAUGCACAAAAUCACUUAAAUUUCAUAUUUUGGUCUAAAAACUAGACUUAUUUUCUUGGGUCAUUUUGCUCAUCAAGAAAAAGCAUCUUAAUUUAAGAACUUUUUGAUAUUUUUACUGAAAACAAGACAAAAAAAAAUCAUUUUUUGCAGUGUAUAAUGUGAGUUUAGUUACAUUUUUGUAUGUUAUACAUUUAAAUACAGUUGUUGUUUUAGUAUAAUUUAUUUUAAGGCAGUAUAAUACACAUUUCAGUAUUCUUUCAUAUAGCAAUUAUUGUAAUAAAACGUUCAGAAUCGUCAUUUAGGAAAAUGAGUGAUAUUAAACAACCUUACAUUGUUACAGUAAGGGGAAAUUGCAGAUAAAAUGUGCAAAUGCAAAAAAUAUUAACGUUCCCCAAAAAACAAUCAUUUUCUUUCAUGCAAAAUAUUUUUUAUUUGAGUUUGAGAUGAAAUAUGACCCAGAUAUUUCUUGUGAGAUUUACCUCUAAGCUUGAAUGCUGAGCAGUGUUGCCAGGUCCAGUUAUUAUAAGCGUCUUUGUCAGUGUUUUUCCACCUAAUCACUUUAAGAAGUUGUUAGAGUCAGAAGUUAGGGUUAGUUUUUUGUUUGAAUUGCAAAAAAUAGCAAUUUUUUUGUUUCGUAUUUUUUUGUAACAAGAUCUGGCAACACUGAUGCAAUUAAGGCUCGGUUUCAAUCAGGGGAUGGAUAAUAUUUUACGUGAAUAUGUCAUUUUUUUAUUUCAAGCAAUCCCAAAAUGUUAUCUGGUGAUAGACUGUGACCUUCCUUCCUCGCUGUUGGAGAUCACCUGUGAAUAUCUGUUUGCUAUGUGAUUGUGAGUGUGUAUUUGAGAGAAAGAUGCUCACAUUGGGGGAAAUAUAACAGUCUUGCAUGGCAGUAUUGUGGUACAUUGUAAAUAUGAGAAGUGAAGCGUGCAAUGAGAAAAUCCUCCUAACAAUAUAUCAUUUUAAAGAUGAUCAUUUUUGUUAUACUCAUCAUUGAUGACGUUGUUAAUUGUGUUGUACAGUAGUAACCGAGUGACGUUACUACCGUAGGAGAUUUAUGUGUUGUAGAUAUUUGGUUUGGAUGUUUGUUAGGAUGAAAAUGGCUCAUGUUCAUUUAAUACUUUCAUCUGAAAUGUGGCUAGUGAAAGGGCUUUGGUGGCUAUAUGUGUGCUUGUGUGGUAGCCAACUUUUCAUUACUGCGCAAUAAUUGCUAAUUUACGCAAUAACAUCUAUAUCUCUCUCUCUCUCUCUUUUUUAUAAAAAAAUUCACCCAGUUUCAAACAGCUAUGAUUUCUCCAAACAAUGCAAACAUACACAAUUUAUGGCAGAAACGGUUUUAAUGUGAAAUCUAAUAAGUGUGACUUUUAAUGCUUUUAUACUUGGAGACAUCUGAGCCAGUACAGACUUAUCCUCUGUAAACGGUUUUAAUGUUGGGCAUACAAGACAAAACUUGAUGAUUGAUCAGUAUUAUUUUCUUUUCCUAUUUGUAUUAUGUUUUUCCAGCUGGUCUAUGAGAUGAGAUGCAGUCGGCUUUUAUAUAAAUCAAUACUGUUUAAAGCAGUAUAGACCAACACAUUAAGCAAUACUCACUGAAAAUGCACAGGAAAUACUCUCAGAUAAUCAUGGUAUAUUUUUUCGGUUGACAAUAAGUUCAUAAUGCAUAUAAGAAUGGCCAUACUUUCUGUAUAAAUCAAGGGAUGUUAACCCUGAAUAACUAUUGUAAAAUGUUUGAUGCAAUGCUGAAAAAUCCCUUUUUUUUAUCCUUUGUGUUGUUGUAAAUGCAGUAGUCAUUUUCUUCUUCAUAAAAUAUGUGAUGUUCAGAUGUAUGUUGAAAACCUUAACUGGUUAUUACAAUGCAGAAGUAUUGCUGACUGUUAUUUCCAGAUGCUUGUAUGAUUACUGAGUUUAUUUCCAACAAACAUGAGCCAUCUUUAUCAAACUUGAGACUCAAAACAUUGGCACAAACUGUAAAGCAUUUUAUUUGAUUGUUUUAAGAAAUAGAGAUAUUUAAAUGUAA
This is a messenger RNA of Paramisgurnus dabryanus, 6002 nucleotides long. It is a transcript of the gene cdk16, whose product is annotated as cyclin dependent kinase 16. Gene Ontology annotation, molecular function: ATP binding; cyclin-dependent protein serine/threonine kinase activity. Lineage: Eukaryota; Metazoa; Chordata; Actinopteri; Cypriniformes; Cobitidae. Gene Ontology annotation, cellular component: nucleus; cytoplasm; synaptic vesicle. Gene Ontology annotation, biological process: exocytosis; protein phosphorylation; neuron projection development. The record is from RefSeq and is a predicted model, not a curated record.